Messenger RNA from Colletotrichum lupini, 576 nucleotides. RefSeq names its product VID27 cytoplasmic protein. The transcript has a single exon. The coding region runs from base 1 to 576 and encodes 191 amino acids. NCBI's taxonomy places the organism in Eukaryota, Fungi, Ascomycota, Sordariomycetes, Glomerellales, Glomerellaceae. The record is from RefSeq and is a predicted model, not a curated record.
AUGUCAUGCGAGAAGGCUGGAAGCGAUACUUGGGUAGCGCUUCAUAACGGGGCGUCCCUCAAGCUGGCUCGUGAGCAGCCUAUUCCUCCCGCAAGUCCCAUUCGGGACCUCAUGUUCAAGGUCGCUCGCGAGACCGCCACCAAGGCCACCCAAACGGUCAUGGUUGCUGGAAGCUCCCAGGACACAGAAGAUCUCAAAGAGCUUGACUGUAUCUCCUGGUCAAGUUGCGGUACUUGCGCUGGUGUUGCCAAGGAGCGCCAAUACGAGCGCAAGUACCGCAAGCCGCAUACAAAGGCAUCAGAAGUCGACCUCAAGCAGUUCGAGUUCCAAAACGAGCAGCCCAUUCUUCCUUCAACUGUUUUCUUUUUUGCUGGUCCGCACGUCAGCAGGGGAACCGUUCGGUCGGCACGAAGGGUCAAUAAAAGUGGUUUCUAUUGUUUCGUACGGGAGUGGAAGGAGAAGGAAGUGGACAGGGCCCACGAUUCCUGCAUUGGGUGUGGCUGGUGUCGGGCAUCAAAGAAGCACGCUCUCCUACAACGAAAAGUACGCACGCAACCGGAAGCAAGAGACAAAUAG